AGAAUGUAUGAGCCGCUUCCCCGUCUCCCGUCCUCCUCAAUCCAAUAAAGGCGCGAGGGAGCGCUUCUCCUCAGAGGUGAGCUCCUGAGGGAAAGGGGGAAAGAGGCGAAGACUCGACGGCGCGCCCGUGCGAAGGAUGGGGACCCCCUGAAGAAGAACAAGCAGAAGAGGAAGAAGAAGGAGGCGGCUCUUUCGCCUGAGGAUGCGGCGAGGAGGGCUCUGUCCGGCGGCCUCAGUGCUGCUGCUGCUGCUUUUGGCGGCGUUGCGGGGCUCCGAGCCCCUCGCCGGAGACCAGCGCUGCUUGCUGGGCGGGACCAAGGCCACGGGGGCGCGCCCGCCCAACCCUUACGCCUCUUACCCGCGAGCGGCAAUGGGCACCGGGGUGUCGUCGUGGCCUCCUUGGCGGCGGAGGCGCGCCCGGAACCCCACAUUGCGUCCCUCUUCCUCCUCCUCUGCCCUCGCCUUAUAUUUCUCCGGCCGGAGGGAGCAGCUGCUUCUCCGCCCGGGCGCCCUGGCUGAGCUGCCUCGCGGGACGUUCACAGUGGAAGCCUGGCUCAGACCUGAAGGCGGGCAGAGCAACCCAGCCAUCAUCGCAGGUGUGUUUGACAAUUGUUCCCACAUUACCAGUGACAGGGGAUGGACAUUGGGAAUCACUUCACAGGAGCCUAGGAAAAAGAAUGCUCGCUUCUUCUUUUCACUUCGGACAGACCGGAUCAAGAAGGCCUCUACCAUAUUGGCAUACCAUCGCUACCAGCUCAAUGCAUGGGUUCAUGUGGCUGCCACUUAUGAUGGGCACCAGAUGUUGCUCUACCUGAAUGGAGAGCGGGUGGCUCGCAGUACCCAGCAGUGGGGUGACCUUCACAGUCGCUUCAUGGCUUCUUGUCGCACCUUGAUUCUGGGUGGUGACAACUCAGGUGGGCAUAACUUCCGUGGCCACCUCACAUCGUUAACCCUUUGGGGUAUUGCUCUACCCCAGGAGAAGCUCCAGAGGGCCUUCCUAAGAAAGGCUGAAGAGUAUGAAGCUGCUAUACUGCUUAAUGUGAGGUUCAGUCACUUGGAGCAACAGUGGGUACACUUCCAGAAUGGGGCAUAUCCCCUGGUGGAGUCAUUUCACCUUCUAGAGCCCCCAGUUUUGUCACCACUAACACCCCCACUAUGUGGACAGACUGCCUGUGAUAAUGUGGAGCUGAUUUCUCACUACAACAACCACUGGCCACUGCGGAAUGAGAAGGUAGUACGUUACCGUGUUGUUAACAUUUAUGACGAUGAUGGUCUCCAUCCUACUGUCAGCCAGGAGCAGAUUACUCACCAGCACCGAGUGCUCAGUGAAGCCUUUAGCCACUAUAAUAUCACUUGGCAACUCCAUGUGCACAAAGUGCGCAGUUCUUUGCUCCGCCACCGUGUGGUCCUAAUGAAUUGUGACCCUGGCAAGAUUGCCAAUGAAUUUUGUAACCCAGAAUGCAAGCACCCUCUAACCGGUUAUGAUGGUGGAGACUGCCGUCGGCCGGGGCGCUGCUAUUCUUGGCAGCGUCGGGAUGGGGUUUGCAACAUGGAAUGCAACAAUAUGUUCCACAACUUUGAUGAUGGAGACUGUUGUAACCCCAAAGUAACCAAUGUAAGAAAGACUUGCUUUGACCCAGAUUCUCCACAACGGGCAUACAUGAGUGUGAAAGAGCUGAAGGAGGCACUGCAGCUGAAUAGCACCCACUUCCUCAAUGUUUACUUUGCCACCUCUGUGCAGGAGGAGCUGGCAGGUGCUGGUACCUGGCCAUGGGACAAAGAUGCCCUCAGCCACCUGGGUGGCGUGGUUCUCAAUCCAGUUUACUAUGGUGUGCCAGGUCAUACAAAUACUUUGAUCCAUGAAGUAGGACAUGUAUUGGGACUCUACCAUGUCUUCAAGGGGGUGGAUGAAAAGGAUUCCUGUGAUGACCCAUGUCGAGAAACAACACCAUCUAUGGAGACUGGAGACCUUUGUGCUGACACAGCACCUACUCCUAAAAGCAAACUCUGUCGGGAUCCAGAUCCCAACAAUGACAUAUGUGGCCAAACCCACUUUUCUGGAACACCCUUCAAGAAUUACAUGAGUUACACAGACGAUAACUGCACUAACAGCUUCACACCAAAUCAAGUGGCCCGGAUGCAUUGCUAUCUGGAUUUGGUGUACCAGCAGUGGACUCAGGGCAGAAAGCCCACUCCUAUCCCCAUGCCUCCUGUGAUUGCGGGCCAGAGUGAGAAUACUCUCGCCAUACAUUGGCUGCCCCCCCUUAGUGGCAUCGUCUAUGAAAGAGAAUCUGGGAAUCUUUGUGGUGAUUGUGAUGAAGAUGGAACAUAUAGCCAAUAUGUACAUGAGGCCUCCUCCCCUCUCAUCUGUGAUUCUUCUGGCUAUUGGACUCCAAAGGAAGCAAUAGGGCCUCCAGAUGUGAGCCAGCCUUGUGAGACCAGUCUGCAGGCCUGGAGCCCUGAAUUCAAUCUGUUCAAUAUGAGCAUGACCACCCCUUGCCUCCAGCCACUCGGGUGUAUUUUGGAAUUGCACUUCCUGCAUCCCGUGUAUGCAGACUCUCUAAGGAUAUGGACCACUAAUUUCUCUGUAGACUCCAAGAUGCUGUCAGAUAUUGAGAUCCUGACAGAGCAUGGGGACUCUGUACACCUGGGUCCCAUGAACACAUUCUGUGAUAUCCCACUCACAGUUAAACUGAAUCUAAAUAAGAAGGUAUCUGGCAUAAAGCUCUAUACAUUUGAUGAAAAAAUGGAGAUAGAUGCUGCUCAACUAAUCUCCAAACCCCACAGUUCGCUUUGUUCCAGCUGCAGACCUGUAAGGUACAGGGUUCUCCGGGAUCCUCCAUUUCUGGAUGGAUCCCCAGCAAUAGUAACCCAACGAGGACGGAAGUUUGUGGACAAGGAAGUCAUAGUUGGCCAGCUAUAUCAAUAUCAGGUACAAGCUGUAGCAGGAGCCACUGUAGGAGAAGCCUCCCCACCUUUGCUCCAUAUCCAUGGAUCUCCCUAUUGUGGUAAUGGAAAAAUAAACAUGGCUCUUACAGAAGAAUGUGAUGACGGAGACCUGUUAGAUGGUGACGGUUGUUCUAAAACUUGUAAAAAAGAAAAAGGAUUCCAUUGUGUUGGUGAACCAAGUAUGUGCUAUGUCCAUGAUGGAGAUGGCAUUUGUGAGCCAUUUGAGAAAAACAGCAGUUUUGUGGACUGUGGCCUCUAUACCCCCCAAGACUAUACAGACCAGUGGGCAUCAGAGGCCUAUGCGUCUCACCAGGAUGAAAAAGCAUGCCCAGUUUCCUUGGUGACCGGAGAACCUCUUGUGAGGGUGUGCAGUCCUCAUCCACAGGACAUUCUUGAAAACCAGCCUCACAUGGCUUGGUUCCCUUGUGUGAGCCAUGAUGUUUUUCAAGAUCCAGAGAGAGAGAAAAUGCUUUUGGAUGACAGAGUUUGGCUCAAAGUGUGCUUCAACAGACCCAGCACAGCGACCUCGCUUUUUGUUUUCCUGGCAUCUGUUGGCGCAUCCACCAGUGACCAGCCCACAUCUACUGUAACGGUUCACUUGGUAGACACCAGUGGGCACAGCCAUUUUAUUGCAACAUAUGAACUUUCGUGUCAAGAGAACCCACUGGUCAUCAACGUAACUGAAAAUGCUGCUUUCCACCAAAUCACCUCUGCCUUGCUAAACUUCUCUUCCAUCUCCGUGGGCAUAUCUGCAGUGGCUUUGCGGACACAUUUGCCAUUAGACUCUUCAAGCCCGAGCAACUGCCUCCCAGAGCAUGAGGGUCAUGGCUGCGAGAGACUCAGCUGCACCCAACACACAUGUGGAGAACAAGGGAGCUGUGUGUUCCCCCAUAUUCAUCAUGGUAGUGUUGACAACUGCACUCUCAACCAUCAAGGACACAUGGAAUGUACAAUUUCUUGUGAAAAUGGAUUUGUACUCCAUGAUAACCAUGGGAAAUUGUUGCGUCCAGGACAGAAAAAUAUCCUGUUGACCUGUAACUCUGGGCAAUGGGACAGAUCUGUGACUUGUGAUCCCGUCGACUGCCAGUUUCCAGAUCCAUCACAUGUGCUUUAUGCUGAGUUCUCUUGCCCCAAAGGAACUACCUACCUGAAGCAAUGUUCCUUUUCCUGCAUCAAGCCAGCAAAGCUCCAAGGAAUGAGUCAGUGGCUGACCUGCUUAGACGAUGGACUAUGGUCACUUCCAGAGGCGUAUUGCAAGCUGGAGUGUGACACUCCACACCCAGUUGCUAAUGCUGAGUUGAAGGUGCCCGAAUGCCUGAAAGAGAAUCAUGAUGUGGGUUCUGUCUGCACCUAUGAAUGUAAACCUGGAUACUAUGUAGCAGAAAUUGCUGAGAAGCCCAGGAAAAAGCUGUUAAAUAUCCAGUGUCUUGAAAGUGGCUUCUGGGAGGAAGGCAGCUGUGUUCCUGUGGUGUGUAAGCCACCCCCAGCCGUCUUUGAGGGAAUGUACACUUGCACCAAUGGCUUUGAGCUUGACAGCCAGUGUGUCAUCAGCUGCAGCCCACAGAUCAAGAAGCCUCCUGUCCUUUGCACUAAGGAUGGUUUGUGGUCAGAGGAAUUUAAAUUGUGUGAAGAGCUAAAAGGAGAAUGUUCACCACCCCAAGAGCUCAACUCAUUGGAGUACAAAUGUGAGCAAGGUUAUGGAAUUGGGGCUGUAUGCACCCCUUCUUGUCUGAUGCUUCCAAGAGAUCCUGUGCUGCUACCUGAAAAUGUCACUGCUGAUACCAUGGAACAUAGAUUGAAGCCCAUCAGAGUCCAGAGUAUUGUGUGUACUGGAAGAUUGGAGUGGCAUCCAGAUCCAAAAGCCAUUCACUGCAUUGCCUCCUGUGAGCCUUUCCAGGCUGAUGGCUGGUGUGACACGAACAAUAACCGAGCCUACUGUCAGUAUGAUGGUGGGGAUUGCUGCUCUUCCACAGUCUCCUCCAGGAAGGUGGUCCUUUUUUCUAAUGGAUGUGACCAAGACGAGUGCACCUGCCGGGACCCAGAAGCAGAAGAGAACCAGUAACAACACCCAUGAGGGCUUGUGUUGACAGGGCCACAAUUGGAACUUAAAGGGCUUGUGUAGGAGGAGGAGCAGUAACUUCAAGGGCUAACAGAAAGGACUUUACAAAAUGCCUCGAGAGGCAUCAUUAUACAAUGAAGAAAAGCUGCAUGGGAAGGGACAGAGAGAGGGAGAGGCAUGCAAGAAAAUAAAUGAUCACCUUUACACUCUCAGUUCAAACGAGUGACCAUCAGAAUGGAAAUACAAGCCACAAUGGCCUACUCCACAGCCUUGUCAGUAAUAUUGAUAAACUGGCUCAAAAUCAGGCCUCUGGACCACCUUCACUGCGUUUACUGUAUCAAUGGUUUGCUACCUACAACCGUCUUAUCCUUUCUCUGAAUAUUGUCAGUAUUCUCCCUUUCGCCAUUUGGGUUUGAUUUAGUAAGGAAGAAGGGUAGAUAAAAGUAAUAUGUCUGCAAAUAUUUAAGCGUAAUUUUAUUACAAAUCUACAUUAUAUUUUUAUUUGCUGUUCAUUAAGCUGACCCAUGCUGCUGUGAAGGAAAAGUGUAUUAGAAAAUGUUGGGGGCUGUAAUGAAAGAAAUUCCCAGAUAUCGAGAGAAUCUAAGGGCUGUUUUUGGUAACAGAAUUAAGAACUCUCCAUCCCACUCCCCCAGACAGUACUAUUUCAGGCUGCCGAUUGAAUGUUUACUGUUCCUUCAGCUCCUUUCCUCCUAUCCCAAAUUUUCCUUAAUGUAGAGAGCAAUCCCCAAAUCCUAACCCAGCUUUCUGUCUAGCAUUGUAGUUUCCAUAAUUCUGCAGAGAAUAUCACCCUGAAUUAGUACAGUCCAGGAAAAGCUUUACAACCUGAUUCUGCUCAUUGUAUAAACGUGUACAUGUUAGGCACUUCUGAGUACUGAUGUCCAUGUGCCCCCCCCCCCCCACCUAUUUCAAAGUGAUACUUAACAAAAGUUAAAUGCUACAACAGAAUUCUGCACAUCUAAAAAUUAAAAACAUUGAGAUGGCCCAUACAGCAGAUUUAUUAUACAUUAAGGGGUGGCAUAUUUCAGGAUAUGCUUAGAAACAUAGAUCUGUAGAGUUGAAUAGGACUGAAAGGGCCAUCUAGUCCAACCCCUGCCAUGCAGGAAUACACAACUAAAAGCACUGCUGGCCAUCUGACCUCUGUUAAGGACUUCUAAAGAAAGGGGGGGUCCACCCCAUGGCACUAUCUUCCAGUGAUAAAGAAUCCUUACGAUAAAACUGUUCUUUUUGAUAGCUAGCUAGACUCACUUUUAUUCUAAUUUUAAUCCAUUUGUUCAUGUUUUAGUGUCUGGAGCAGCAGAAAACAAGUUCAGUCCAUCUUCUAUAUGAAAUCCCUUCAGGUAUUUAAAUAUGGCUAUCAUAUCAACUCUCAAUUUCUUCUUACCUCAAGACAUCCUGCUCCCUAAAUGGUUUCUCAUAGUACACGGCUUCUAGACCUUUUAUCACACUGGUUGUCAUGUCUGAUAAGCUUCCAGGUCAUUUACCAGCAGCUCAGUUGACAUACUCCAUCCAGGCUGAAGGCAGCAUGACUAGAGUCAAUGUCAUGUUGAAAUUAUGUUCCCCUCCUGCACCAGGCCACUUGUCCUCCAGCAGAAGUGGGGAAAGGGAUUUCUUAAACAAGUUUAUUGAUGGCCUGAGAUUCUAAAGUCUUUUCACAGGGGAGUAUCUUACCGUAAUUGAAGAUAAUACACGAGCCUUUAUUUCCUGUAGCAGCCUUGUUUUUAAGGUUUUUGAAAGGGUGCAGCACAACUCUGAAUCAGCCCCUGGGUUUUUAGAUACACAGUUCACACUGAGCAAAGUAGUUGGCACAUCCUUGCUGUAAAAUACACUGAAAGGUGAGCAAAGUGCUCUAAGAUGGAAACCUGUUGCCUCCAAACACACGGGAAUACUGGCCACUUUUGUCAUAACAGUUUGGAAUAGGACACAGCUUAAAAUUACCCAAUGGAGUUCUGGAAUAUCUUUGUCUGGAGGGAACAUUACUAUAGAAAUGUAAAGUACAGCCAUGUCCCUAGGGCUCUAAGAGAAGAACUACCAUACUUCUUCAAAUGUGAGACAUCACUGAUUGUAAGACACACCCUAAUUUCAGUAGCAUCAUGACCAACACAAAUACAUAACAUACACCUGAGACUCUAAGAUACAUCCAAUUAUUAGAAAUAUUUGUAUAGGAAAAUAGUGUCUUAGAACAUAAGAAAUACAAUAUAUAUAUAUAUAGAGAGAGCAGAACUAAUUGAGUGGGAAAUUUUGGCGAAUAUGUUUUUUGCCUAUGUGUGUUUUCUGUCAAAGCCUCACCCAGGUUUAUUCUGGUUUUGGAGAUAAAUUGAAGCGGAAGUGGCAAGAGAGUAGUUUUAAGGGACAAAUGUACCUUUUUCAUGUCUGCAAAUCUUCACUGCAAACACUAUCCCACAUUCAGACUAUGGAGCACUCCAUGUUCUCUAAUGUCUUUGCUCUGAUCUCUGCUUUUGUGCAAGACUCAAAUGUUCCUGUAUUACCCAUUCUCCUAGAUUGGGAGCUAGAAGACCUCAGCUACAUAUAAUAGGAUGUAUAUUCAUGUGAUUGAUUUUGUUUCUUCUAGUUGAGAGGAGAGGAGGAAGGAGAUGCAGUGCAAGUUUGAAUGCUCAUAAAUUUAGGUAGAAGAACACAACUGCACUGGACUACUUAAGAAGAAAUUUUGUUUGAAUCCUAUUGAUAAUCUCAAGUAGAAUAGAUCUGUUGAAUCAGCUGUUGAAUGUUGAAUCAACAUUUUUGUCAGCUCCAUUGAUUCAGUGACUUUCCUGAAGCUGAAAUUACAAAUUAAUGAAAAAGUUUCAUAGACCAACUUUGCACACAUACCCUUUUCAAGGCACAUAAAGGGGUUUCCCCCCUGACUAGAUGCUUACAUAAGAAUUAACCUAGUUUUUAUUUCAACUCAAAACUACUGUGCUUGAUAAAGAAUAUGCUUGUAUGGAGGGCCAGCUGAUCUUAGCAGUCAAAUUAUCCCACAAAAGAGGUCCAGUGUUGUCCAAUGGCCCAAACAACUGGUCCAGAGUACUCAACUAUGAUUUUAUUUCUAAUAUUUGGGAAAAUGUGGCCUAUGUUAACUUCUGUUAUGCCUUUUGUACCUCAAUCAAGUUGCUUAAUUCGAUACCUUAAUAGACAUUCUAACAUGGAGUAUAGAUUUGAGUUUCUCAGGCUUCAGAAACAUAUUGAUCACUGACUAGUAGCUCUUUUUAACUAACUAUUUCUGGAAGAUCUCCACAUUUGCUUAAAACACACAUUCUAGCAAUCAAACCCAUUCUCUUAAAAUAGGGUUGAAAGAUUAGCAACAGUUAAUUUGAGUACAGGAAUAUGGAUGAUGGCGCAGUAUUGCUAACAGAGUAUACCAGUUUGGAUGAAAGCCAUCUUAGUGAAUUAUUUCUUUGGUAGGGGACUAUGGGAACAUCUUGCCCCACUUUCUGAUGAAGUAUUUUCUUCACAAUUGAGGCUGCUGCUAUUUUUGUUUUUGUAUUUGAUAAUUAUUUUUUAUAAAAAUCUAUGGAAAUAAAUAAUCUGCCAAUCCUCUUGUGUCUUUAUCAUUAUGCUUUAUGAUUUGACUAUUUCCAGAAAAAAAAAGGAUUGUCAACAUUGAGGUGGAAUAUGUGCCAGAAAGAAAUCUUAAUGUUUGAACAUAUUUUUCUUGGAAAUAAACACAUGCUUGCCAGGGUA
Anolis carolinensis (green anole) is the source of this 8707-nucleotide messenger RNA. RefSeq names its product pappalysin 2 (gene pappa2). The transcript is spliced from 22 exons. The record is from RefSeq and is a predicted model, not a curated record. Gene Ontology annotation, molecular function: metalloendopeptidase activity. NCBI's taxonomy places the organism in Eukaryota, Metazoa, Chordata, Lepidosauria, Squamata, Anolidae. The coding region runs from base 203 to 5011 and encodes 1602 amino acids. Gene Ontology annotation, biological process: proteolysis; cell surface receptor signaling pathway.